CGUGUUACAGACAGCAGCAGCAGCAGCAGCAGAUGACACCCCCUCCCAUCAGCAGCAGCAGCAGCUCACAUAACUCUCCAGCGAGACUCAGCCACGGAAGCAGGAUUCACGAGCCUCCCGUGUACUGUGUGUCUGUCGGUCAUGGAUGCGCUGGGUAAGAAAGAGCGGAGAGAGCGGGAUGUGAAGGGCUUUUUGAAGAGGAACUGGAUUCUCAUAGCGACCGUCACAGCGGUGAUUCUGGGGAUCGCGCUGGGAGUGCUGGUGAGGGACUACACCUCUCUGUCCCAGCUGGAGAAGCAGUACUUUGGCUUCCCAGGAGAAAUCCUGAUGAGGAUGCUAAAGCUGGUCAUCUUGCCUCUAAUCGUCUCCAGCAUGAUAACAGGAGUGGCAGCGCUGGACUCCGAGGUGUCUGGAAGGAUCGGUCUUCGUGCGGUGGUUUAUUACCUCUCCACUACCAUCAUUGCUGUCAUUCUUGGAAUCGUUCUUGUGACGACGAUUAAACCUGGGGUGUCUCAGAGUGCUGAUAAUAUCGAGAGAGCAGGAAGCACUCCCAAUGUGUCCACCGUUGACACCUUACUGGACCUGGUUAGGAACAUGUUUCCUGAAAAUCUUGUGCAAGCCUGUUUUCAGCAGUAUAAGACGCAGCGCAAAGAGAUUGAACCAUCGAAAGCCAACAUAAGUACAAGUAACACGACUACAUUUCCACCGUUCACCACCAUUAUCUCAACAGUUGCACAGAAUUUGACCAAAGACUACAAGAUCGUAGGCUCAUAUUCAGAUGGCAUUAAUGUUCUCGGUCUGAUCGUAUUCUGUGUGACGUUCGGUCUGGUCAUCGGCAAGAUGGGAGAAAGAGGCCGGAUCCUGCUGGAGUUCUUCGAUGCUCUGAAUGAGGCCACCAUGAGACUCGUUCAGAUUAUUAUGUGUUACAUGCCUGUUGGCAUCUUGUUCCUGAUCGCUGCCAAGAUCAUGGAGGUGGACGACUGGGAGAUCUUCAGGAAGAUGGGCUUGUACAUGGUGACGGUGCUCAGCGGACUAGCCAUCCAUUCCAUCAUAUUCCUCCCCCUGAUUUACUUCGUGUUUGUGAGGAAGAAUCCAUUCACCUUCUCUCUGGGAAUGGCACAGGCUUUACUAACAGCUCUCAUGAUUUCCUCAAGCUCAGCCACUCUGCCGGUCACGUUUCGAUGCGCAGAGGAGAACAACAGGAUCGACAAGAGAAUCACUCGCUUCGUUCUUCCAGUUGGUGCGACUAUCAACAUGGACGGCACUGCACUGUAUGAAGCUGUUGCUUCUAUAUUCAUAGCUCAGCUGAACAACUAUGACCUGGACGCUGGCCAGAUUGUUACCAUUAGUAUCACGGCAACCGUCGCCAGCAUUGGUGCAGCAGGAGUUCCAAAUGCUGGACUGGUAACCAUGGUGAUAGUGCUCACAGCAGUGGGCCUUCCUGCCAGUGAUGUCACCCUCAUCAUCGCUGUCGAUUGGCUGCUCGAUCGUUUCCGUACCAUGAUCAACGUGCUGGGAGAUGCCUACGGCGCUGGAAUAGUCCAGAAGCUGUCAAAGCGAGAACUAGAGAGGAUGGAUCUGACUUCAGACGUGGACGCAGUCAACCCCUUCGCCCUGGAGACCACGAUGGACGACGACGAGUGCGAGAAGAAAUCUUACGUCAACGGUGGAUUCACUAUCGACAAAAGCGACGCUAUUUCUUUCACUGAGACCUCGCAGUUCUAGAGGUGCACGGUGCUCACUGCUGAACAUGUGACGGUGUAAAAAGGAGUUCAGAGAGGUAGGAGCCAUUCAUAAAACCAGUGCCAUGAUUAGGACGGAAAGUCAUUAGCGAGGACAUGAUUGAGCACCGACAUUAGCAAUACCACCUUCUUCCUUUAUUUUCCCAACCGUGCUCUUGAACUUACGUGUGCGCUAGACUGAGAGAAAACUGUGCUUCCAUAGUUCAUUAACAUGUUGCCAUGAAUUAUGCAAAUUGCUGUUUUCUUUUUAUUAACGGCGGUUGUUUCCUUUGGUUUUGUACUAACGAAUAGCUUUUUAGCAGUAGGCGAUUUUCGUAUUUGUGUGUUUGAGAAGGAGCUCUGUGCAAUAUCGUGCAUCGGCAGAUUAGUGUAACGUACGCAUGUUGCUAACUAGCCAAUGUUGUUAUACUCAGAAAACGCUGAUUUUAAGGUUAUCGAAUUCCGCUUUCGAAAAUUUUCUUCGCAAAUUAUGUUCACUUUUUCAAAUUCGGUAAUGUGUGAAAUGUUGCCAGUUCUGUAUUUGCACUUGCUAUCGAAAGCCAAAUGUUUAUGAGCUUUGCGUGUAUUUCAUUUCAGGUUUGUGCCAAAUUGAAUGUGUUGAUAUGAAGGGGAACAUUUUUAUUCGAACGUUGCAUGAUAAGGACUUGAUAUGGGGUACAGAAAUGGCCUUUGGAAUGAAAAUGAGAUCCUUUGUACACAAUUAUUUUGUCAUGAUACUAAAGGUGGCAAGCCUUAAUAGUUUCUUCAGCAAGCCACUAAUUCAUUAUUGUUCUGCUUUUGUUGUUGAAUCAGAGCUAUUCUGGAGAAUAUUUUGAAAAGACCACACCGAUGAUGUUGUCAGUGCCAAAUUUCUGCCAUUGAGCCAGUUUGAAUUUUAUUUGACAGUAUUUCAUUUCUUUAUACUUUGGGUUACAUCAGAAAUUAGAGAAAAUUGUCAAUGUGAAGCAUUAAUGGUCGGCGGUUCUGAAACUGAAUAAACACUGUAAAGCACACCAUUGUACAACUGUAUUUAUACAGUACAGUAGUCAAAUUAUUCACACUGUAUGAUCCAACGAGUACUGUAUGUGUAUCCACAAAAUAAUAAAGACAAAGAUGUCAACACCUGAAAAAACAUCCCUGAA
Carassius gibelio (silver crucian carp) is the source of this 2863-nucleotide messenger RNA. It is a transcript of the gene slc1a1, whose product is annotated as solute carrier family 1 member 1. Gene Ontology annotation, biological process: L-glutamate transmembrane transport. The record is from RefSeq and is a predicted model, not a curated record. Gene Ontology annotation, cellular component: plasma membrane. Bases 142 to 1725 code for a protein of 527 amino acids. The transcript is spliced from 12 exons. Lineage: Eukaryota; Metazoa; Chordata; Actinopteri; Cypriniformes; Cyprinidae. Gene Ontology annotation, molecular function: L-cysteine transmembrane transporter activity; glutamate:sodium symporter activity; L-glutamate transmembrane transporter activity.